Messenger RNA from Cuscuta campestris, 2246 nucleotides. The record is from the annotation of a GenBank genome assembly. NCBI's taxonomy places the organism in Eukaryota, Viridiplantae, Streptophyta, Magnoliopsida, Solanales, Convolvulaceae.
GCAUGCCCCCAUACGUUUUAAACGUCCACUCCAUCUCCAAGAAUCCCUUUCCCCAACAUUUUCUCUCCUCUAGUAGUACUGUAUUCUUUCUGGGUUUUGAUCAUAUAAGCUGGGGGCCUUCUAUAAGCUGAUUUUCUGGGUUUUUCUACUUGUGGCCCUUUCUGGAGAGGCUUAGUUAGGGAUUCAAGAACUUGUUCAGAUUCAGGGGUUUUUUUUUUGUUGCUAUCUGUUGAGAGUUUUUGGCAAAAUGGAGGGAGGGGUUUCCUCUGUGAAGAGUCGAGUUUGGCCUAACAAUGACGUCAUUGAUAUGGUCUUCUCAUGGUCUCUUGAAGAUAUUUUCAAUGAUGACCUCUACACAUACCAGGUCGAGAAGAUUCCGGAUACAUUCUGUUCGUGGAAGCACUAUCUAGGUUGUUACACCUUUCCUCUGCUCGUAGAAGUUCGCGAGGUUUUGGCUUCUUCUAUGGAUGCAAUGGGUAAGGCCCCAUUUGCAGAAGUCAUCUCAUUUGAAGAGACAAAAGGGCACGGGAACGGUUUUCAUUACAACGUCAAGGUUGAGUUUUGGAAGAGAAGAGUUAGUGCUGAAGGGGAACAAUACAAAACAAUGCCGGGAGACUUGGUGGUGAUCUCAGACAAUAACCCCGAGGCGGUUUCUGAUUUGAACCGUGCGGGGUGGAAUUGGUCAUUUGCUUUGGUUGUUAAUGUUACUGAUGAUGAUGAUGAUGGGAAUUCGUCCACAUGUUUCAAAGUGAAGAUGCCUACUGAUUUUGGAUCCAAGAUUGGAGCCCAUGCCACGAUCCACAUUGUUUUCUUGGAAAACUUCACAACAACUAAAAGGAUUUGGAGUGCUUUGGGAAUGACUAAGAAUUUGAACAUUAUUGAGAGUGUUUUGUACACAAGCGACGAGGUUGGUGAUAUUGUCGGUUUACUAAUAUUUGAAUUUGAAUUUAACCUCACUUCUUACCAAAGUAUCUCUUCUUCAUUAAGCCAUGUCAUCCCGGUUGAGAAGGAAUGUGAUGUAUGCUCUCCACAUGAUGAAAUAGGAUCAUCAACUGAGAAGAUCGACGAUGGCUUGUUGGCCAUGCUGAAUGAAUCCCAAGCUAAUGCCGUACUCACAUGUCUUGAAAGGUCAGCAUCCUUGGUUUUCUGCACAUCUUCAAGUUCUUUUUGGAUGCACUCGGUUGAGAUGGAACCGUUCAGCUUAUUGGUGAUUGAUGAAGCUGCUCAGAUGAGGGAAUGUGAAUCAAUUAUAGCACUUCAACUUCCAGGUUUGCAGCAUGCAGUUCUUGUAGGUGACGAAUGCCAAUUACCUGCAAUUGUUCAUAGCAAAUACCGAAUGCAUCCUGCUAUAAGCCGCUUCCCGAAUUCGAGCUUCUAUCACAAUCAACUUCUAGAUGCUCCAAAUGUGCAAUGUAAAACCUAUGAGAGGGAGUAUCUUCAGGGGAGAAUGUUUGGUCCAUAUUCUUUUAUAAAUGUCCCCAGUGGAAAGGAAGAAUCUGAUGAUAUAGGGCAUAGCAGAAGAAAUAUGGUUGAGGUCGCGUUAGUAAUGAAGAUUGUGCAGAAGUUGUUCAAAAUUUGGCGUAACACGGGAACUAAACUAAGCAUUGGCGUUAUAUCACCCUAUGCUGCUCAAGUUAUUGCCAUAAGAGACAAAAUUGGCAGAAGGUACGACAACCUUAAUGGCUUUGCAAUUAAGGUGAAGUCUGUUGAUGGUUUCCAAGGUGGAGAAGAGGACAUCAUAAUACUAUCAACUGUGAGAUCCAAUCGUGCUGGCACUAUUGGUUUUAUGUCUAGUUUGCAAAGAACUAAUGUUGCCCUGACCAGAGCCCGGCACUGUUUAUGGAUCAUGGGAAAUGAAAGGACGCUGGUUGACAGCGAUUCUGUUUGGAAAGCAUUAGUUCUAGAUGCAAAGAAACGUAAAUGCAUCUUCUCUGCUGGAGAUGAUAGUGAUCUUUCGAGAACUAUUUUGGAUGUCAAGAAAGAACUGGAUCAAUUUGAUGACCUCCUUAAUGCAGACAGCAUCUUGUUCAAAAAUCAAAGAUGGAAUAUGUUAUUGUUAGCAAUAGGGAUACCGUUUCUGAGCUAAGUUAUUAUUUCCCCCUUCCAUCGUGGUUAGGUCCUAUUGAGUGACAAUUUCAAAAGAUCGUACCGAAGCUUGGGGUCAGUCCAUUUGAAAAAGUCAGUGCUUAACCUUUUAGUUAAACUGGCCGGGGGAUGGAGGCCGAAAAGAAAAGGAGUGGACUCGG